AUGGCACUCUCUCACGACAAUGUCAAGUUUUUGGCAGUGGCGCGGGCCAGCGACAAGGUCAUCGUGUGCAGCUACGCCCACACGAAGAAGGAUAAAGAGGAUGCACCCAAGUACAUCGACAUGCUGAGCAAAGUGCUGCGAGCGCCAACGUGGAAGCAGCAAGUGACGCCCAACAGCCGCCACACGCUCGACUGCGACCCCAACAAGUUUCAUUUUACUAUGGACAACGACGAGAUUGUGUACUGCGCCAUCACGGCUGCCGACUACCCGAUUCGCCUGGCGUUCAAGCUGAUCACAGCAGUGCAAGAAGAGAUCGGGGGGAAACAGGCUGCUAAGCUCGCCCAGGCCAAAGAGAAUGGCUUGGAUUGCGGCAAGUCUUUGGGCGUCAUCGCGACCAUGUACGACGAUCGCACGAAGGUGGACAAAGUGUCGGAAGUGAUGGCGCAGGUUGACGCGGUGAAGAGCACGAUGCAAGACAAUAUUCAAGUGGUGCUGUCCAACACAGAGAAGAUGGAGCUGGUCGAGCAGAAGAGCAAUGACCUGAACGAACAGGCCAAGGUGUUCCGCAAUGCGGGCAAGAGCCUCGCCCGCACCAUGUGGUGGAAAAACGUCAAGAUGAUGAUUGCGAUUGGUCUGCUCGUCGUACUGGUCAUCAUUGUGCUCCUUGCCAUGGCAGGAGUGUUCAAGUCAUCCACUCAUGAGACUACACCUGCGCCAACGCCAACACCACAGGCCGCAUUGACAUUGCCAACGACGACAAAAGCUGCACGCAUUCUCCGCGAUACUCAGACUAUGGACGGCGCCUCGCACGGUGCGUAGGACAUCAUGCCGAGGCAGCGGAUGAAUACCAAAGAUAGUCUUGGA
Molecule: messenger RNA, 864 nt
Organism: Aphanomyces invadans
Lineage: Eukaryota; Oomycota; Saprolegniomycetes; Saprolegniales; Verrucalvaceae
Exons: 1
Coding region: 1-819 (272 amino acids)
Biological process (GO): vesicle-mediated transport
Cellular component (GO): membrane
Source: RefSeq, a predicted model, not a curated record